GUUAUACGUGAAUUAAAUGGCUAUCGUUCGUCACUUCCCCCCCGCGGAUCUCCCAGACGCCUGGCGACUCACCCCUUUCGGGCUCUUCGGACUGCGCGGGCUCCCGACGCUCCCCGACCCGCGCCCGAGUUCCUUCCUCAGCGUCGAGACCGUGCGCUCGAGCGCGAGGAUUUUCUUCCUCGCCGCGCUCAGCUCGCGAGUGAGCUCCUCGGUCUGCUUCGCCUUCCUCUGGUGCGAGCGCGCCGCGGACUCGCGAUUCUUACGCUGUCGCUCCAGCGCUCUCAGCUCCUUCUCCUCCUCCGUCUCCAUGUCCACCUCCCCUUUCUUCUUGCGUCCCUUCUUCUUCGGCGGGAGCGUGAUGACCGGAAGCUCCGCCGCGGCGCCGCGCCCGCGCCGUCUUCUUCGUCGCCGCGACCCUGCCGCUGCCGAACAUCGCGCGCGCGGUCGUCUCGAGCGCCAUCGUCGCCGAGAGCGUCGGCUGGAUGUCGCCGCCGCCGCCGCCGCCGCCGCCGCUUCCUUGGUUCGACAUCAAGAGCUCUAGCCAUUCCCCCGCGUUCUUCCUGGAACCGUCGCCGUGCAGCGAGACGAGGCGCUCGAUCGAGCCCUGCGUGAGCAAGCCGGGCAGCGACGGCAUCGCGCCGCUGCCAAAGACUUGGGGGAGGGACAGCCC
This is a messenger RNA of Micromonas pusilla CCMP1545, 670 nucleotides long. RefSeq lists its product as uncharacterized. NCBI's taxonomy places the organism in Eukaryota, Viridiplantae, Chlorophyta, Mamiellophyceae, Mamiellales, Mamiellaceae. The transcript has 2 exons. The record is from RefSeq and is a predicted model, not a curated record. Bases 17 to 541 code for a protein of 174 amino acids.